This is a messenger RNA of Bolinopsis microptera, 1190 nucleotides long. Its product is annotated as cilia- and flagella-associated protein 161-like. The record is from RefSeq and is a predicted model, not a curated record. Gene Ontology annotation, cellular component: motile cilium. The transcript is spliced from 7 exons. NCBI's taxonomy places the organism in Eukaryota, Metazoa, Ctenophora, Tentaculata, Lobata, Bolinopsidae. Bases 35 to 820 code for a protein of 261 amino acids. Gene Ontology annotation, biological process: cilium assembly.
UACUAAGAUUUUAAUACAGUCUAGAAAAGUGCGAAUGGCUACGAGAACUUAUAACCCGGCUGUGCGGGUUGGAAACUGGAUUGAGGAUGUCCAACUUGAAGAGGACAUUAUCAAAGAUUUUCAAGAGAAGAAAGACGCUGGUGAACUCUUGAUACAAAAGACGCACAAUGUUAUGAAUAACCUGCUAAGACAAGAAAAGCUGUCUGCACAAACAGAAAACAAACACUUGAUGUUUGGCUCAAGGAUCAAUUUGUGCCACAUUGCUUCGGGUACAGUACUGUCCUCAAAAGUCUCUGAACUGAAAUCCCGCACAAGCUCACAACUCAAAAGUCCGUGUGACAUGUCUGCUUCUUUAAUGACUAAUCCUUGUCCAAGAAACGUCUUUCAGAUAUGCAGUGCUGACGGAGAAAUUCUUAAGAAACCACUCUGUUAUGGCCAAAAGUUUGUGCUGAAGACAUUGCCUGGACCUGGAGGGGAGUUGAGUUUGUGGUCGGAUAGAGCCACCUUCACAAAGUGUGCUGCUAAAUCCAGGUUGCCAGUGGUUCAGUUACACGACGAUUCCAGUUAUAACGUUGUCUGGCAAUUUCAUUGCAGGAACCCUCUAAUUCGCAUGGAGAUGGAAGGAAAUCCGGUUGUCGUUGGAGAUACUAUCAUCCUGAACCACUGUAAAACUAACCAAAACUUGGCCUGUAUGUCUCAAUAUCAGCGCAGGACUCCAUACGGACAAGAGAUGGAAGUAUGCUGCAAAACAUUCCUCGACUCUCAUAAAGCUGAAACGGAAGAAAACCUCUGGACCAUUGUAGUCAACAAACCUGAAUAGUUAAUAAUGUGUAAAAAGAAAGUGUAAUUUAAACGACUUUACUUAUAUGUUGCAGCUGGACUUCAAUAUCAUAGUGGAUGCCAUGAGAGUAUAGUAGAUUGAAUCGAUAUUUAACUGAUACAAACCCCGACCAAAUUUAUAAUCUUUCUGAAUGGCGUGUAUUAUAGGGUUUUGAUACAAAUGACCUAAUUCAAUUUCAUUACCAGCAUGAUACUUUGCAUUUAAUUGACAAUAAAAUAUUACUUUUUAAAUAUCUGUUCCUUUUAUCAAAAUUCUGACGACAUAAACUGUAAAUAAUCAAAUUGAUCAUAAUUUUGAACAACGAUUUUAUUGUAAUGAUUAUUAAUUAACCUGUCUUUCCCCAUUUGAA